Molecule: messenger RNA, 1729 nt
Organism: Carassius carassius (crucian carp)
Lineage: Eukaryota; Metazoa; Chordata; Actinopteri; Cypriniformes; Cyprinidae
Exons: 3
Coding region: 13-1692 (559 amino acids)
Source: RefSeq, a predicted model, not a curated record
AAAGCCAUAACCAUGCUUGUUUUACUGCUGAUCGCAUCAAUGUUUCGGCAAGGUCUUACAGUGGUGGGCUAUGGAGACAACUUUGUCACUGCCUUUCCAGAGAACAUUGGUUUCUUCUAUCCGGCUAAUACCUUGAACCGUCUAAGAGUCACAGCCCUUCAUGACAACACUUCAUUCAAAGUCUUCUACAAAACAACACAGAAAGACUUUCAAAUUUCAACGUCGGGGCAGACCAUGAGUAUUAUAUUUCCAAAGUCCGCUGAAGUAAACCAACUAGGCCCCUCGAGUUUUUCUGUCAGAAUAACCAGUGACAAAAACAUCACAGUGGUUUCUAUAAGUCACCAGGAACAAAGCACCCAGUCCUAUGUCGUCCAGCCAACUGUAAAUCUUGGGACAAACUAUUUGAUCCCUUUACUGGAUUACCCAGACUAUAUUCAAUCUUUCAACCUACCUAGUCUUGUCAGUACAACCAUGAGAUACAGCUCAUUCAAGUUACUCAUUAUCAAUGCAGUGAACAGUCAAAACAGCGUCACUGUAAUCAAGCAAACAUCAGUAUCAGGUGUCAGUGAAGAGACAUUCAGAAUCGAUUCCUACCAGCUGGUCCAGCUUCAGACCAACGGUUCUAUUUUGAAGGUCAAAUCAAGCAAAGAAGUCGCUGUGAUACUGACCCAUCCAUGUGUAGAGACUGAGAACUGUAAUUGUAACAUGGUAAUGAAUCAGAUUCUACCCACAGAAUUUCAGGGUUGGAGCUUUAUCGUACCUUCCAUCUUCAAAGUGUCUGAGACCAAGCUACUUAUGCUAUCAGAAAACACGUCAUCGCUAUUUCUCGAUGGUAUCCAGUUACAGGCUUCUCCCUCAACACUUCUGCCAUUGUCAGACCUGCAGAAAUCCAAGAUGGUUUAUGCUACGGAUCUAGUGUCUCUCAGACUUUUCAGUCCAGGUCUCAUUGUGGAGCUGAUCCCAGAAAACAUGUUCUCUGCUUGCUACCUGCUGCAGUUUGCUGAUUUAAAUGGCAAGGCUUUGGUGAUCGCUGAAACAGACAGCAAAGAUGAUGUGCGCAUACAGGAUAUUUUACUCUCAGCAUCUGACUGGACUGCAAUCACUGGCACAAACUACUCUUCAACUGUUGUAACUAUACCGUAUAAAAUGAUGACAAUCUGGCAUCCAACAUCAAGGAUUGCAGUUUAUAUGCUGGAACAUAUAUCUGCAAAAGUAAUAUUUGGAGGCCCGGCUGUACCAAUCAAUAUAAAAACAGAUCUUCAUGGUUGUGUGUUGGUUCCCGGAUCAUUUGCGAUUGGACCCGACCCUCUGACUUGGAAGAAGUCUCGCGAGUACUGCAUGAAUAAUGGAAAUCAGUUUGCCUGUCCUGUAACUGAAUCUGUCCAUAAAGAUAUGGCUGAUAACCUGACCAAGAAGGAUGGGGAUGGCUGGAUCGGUCUCCGGCGUAGUUUACUAACUACAGACUGGUACUGGCAGGAGGAGUAUGAUCCCCCAACCUCUGUCAAUUAUGUUCACUGGGACAAGAAGCAACCACUGGACGUUUUGAAGGGCUUAUGCACUUCAGUGUCCCUUGACCCUAAAAAUGAUUUCAAAUGGCGAAGUGCACGCUGCUGUGAUAAAAAGAAACCUGUCUGCUACAAAUGGCCAGUGUAUCUCAAUGCCUCACAAGAGCUCUUGGUAACAGAAUUGUAGUUUAGUGCUUGUUGGUAAUGCUAUUCUUUAGGUUCAU